AUUGAUUACGCAAUAAAUACACUUCAUGGGAUUCUAGCCUAAAAGGCGCAAUUUCAUGUAGCGUUCCUCCCAUUUUACGGAAAAGGAGAAUUUUAAGCCUUUAGUGAUUGCGGAGGGUUUCUCCCACUCCUCUCUCUUCCCUCUCCUUCUCCCCGGUCGUCCGUCGCACGCGUCUUAUGUGGAUUAUGUGGAAAUGUGUGGAAAUUGGAAAUAUUGGACGUAGAAAGUUGUAGUUGUAAACUCAAUGAACGAUGAAUGAUCUGAAUAUUAAUAAACAUUAAUAUAUCGCUAUAGAAGCAAGUUAGUAAAAGCCUUACGCAUGUAGUCAUGAAAAUGUGAUUACAGAGCGUGCUUACAUUGUAGUAUUUCGCGGCUGUGAUUGAUUUCCUAACCUCAAUAGUUGUCAAUUUUAACGAUUAAUAUCUCGGUUCGCAGGCCAAAGACACUUUUUUCGACUAGAUUCGUUCGUUUCACGAAAAAACGCGUCGAUUGAUAUAUUUUUUGUCAAUUUUUGUGAUUGUGUAUGCUAAACUAAACGAUUACCAACAGUAAUAUAUUAUAGGUAAACGAAGGUAAAAAAUGCACAGUGAAAGUGAAGAAGGAGAAAUUGUAUCAGACUUUGAAGAAGAUUUUACAGAUGAGUUACAUAGUUUGCCUCAUGUUAUAACGUUCAUAUAUAAAUUGCGUGACCAUAUUAGAAAACAACGGAAGAAAAUUGAUAAAUUACGUAGGAAACUGAAGGAACAGAAACAACAAAAUUUGCUCUAUACAAAAUCAUAUAUACACUGUGGGACCCAGACGAAUUCUUUAGAUUUUAAUAAAUCUUUAUCGCAAGAUUGGAAUGUUAGUCAUAAUGUUAAGUCAUCCAGUAUAGUAGAUCAAGUAAAGGAAGUAGCAGAAUCAGCUUUAUUGCAGACUGGUUUUGUUUACGAGCAGACAUCAGGAAUGUAUUAUGAUUAUAAUACUGGAUAUUAUUAUGAUACAAAGCAAGGUUUAUAUUAUGAUGGAAACACUGGAAUAUAUUAUUACUAUGAUGAAACUAGUAAUACGUAUCAAUUCCACAGUCAAGUCUAUACGGGCAAAACAACUUUCCAAAGGAAGGAAGAAACUGGAAAAACACAUAAGGAUGACGUGAAAAAACGAAAAUUUAUAAGUGAAGAAGAAAAUUUGGGGGAUAAAGUACUUGAAGAGGGCGAAUGCUCAGGAAGUGAAAGUGAUGGCAUUUCUGAUGAAAUAAUCCCUGAUGUAUCUACUAAUAGCGAAAGUGAUGAUGAAGAACAAGAUUUAGCAAAAAAUUAUCCACCAUGUAUGAGAAUUAUUGUUAAGGAAACAGAUUUAAUAAAAUUAAAGCUAGGCUCCCUUUUCCUCGUAACAUGUAUAGGAGGUACAUUAGGGCGAGAAGGAGAUCAUUCGGUGCUGAUACCAGAUAUAAAUAUUAGCAAGUAUCAUGCACGUUUUGUGUACGACGAAAUCAAGAAGCAGUAUCAAGUGAUAGAUUCUGGUUCAAGAAAUGGUACAUUUAUAAAUGGCAAAAGAUUGUCAGUAGCUAAGCAAGAAUCUGAACCUCAUGAAAUAAUGCAUGGGUCAAUUAUAAAAAUUGGCGGGACGAAAUUAUUAUGCCAUAUUCAUAAUGGAAAUGAAACGUGUGGUUAUUGUGAACCAGGUCUUGUUCAGCAAAACAUCAAUCUCAAUGAAAAUAAAGCUUCGAAGACGAAACUUUAUAAGGAAGAAUUGCGACGUCUGAAACAUAAAUUCGGAAUUGAAAAGGACAAUGUGUCUAAUAGUCAAUUAGCUACGGGUUAUCAAGACAGAGCGCAAGCUAGGCGACAGUAUGUAGGUUCUUCGGAUCCUCAUGCUAAGACGCAACAAAGUUCCAUUCACACGUUACUUAUCACCUGCAAUCACAACAAAGUUGGUCUUGGAUCAAAGAGGACGGACGUCGAGUUAGAUUCCAAUAUGGAGAAGAAACAGGCAGUUUGGCGAAAAGCACAAAAACGUUAUAAAGAAAUAUUGGAUUAACUUUUUAACAAAUAAAUUAAUUUACAGCAAUAAACUAGUUCAAUAAAGUUAUCUAGUCGCAUAUUAUGAAAGAGAUCAAAUUUUGUUUUCAAAUUAAAAAAGGAAAAUUU
Molecule: messenger RNA, 2129 nt
Organism: Trachymyrmex septentrionalis
Lineage: Eukaryota; Metazoa; Arthropoda; Insecta; Hymenoptera; Formicidae
Product: angiogenic factor with G patch and FHA domains 1
Exons: 7
Coding region: 580-2019 (479 amino acids)
Molecular function (GO): protein binding
Source: RefSeq, a predicted model, not a curated record